AUGUCAUCAUCCGUCCAAGGAGGCCGAGUAACCAAGAACACCACUACUACAACUACCGCGCGGCGGAGACGCGUACAACACCCGAAGAAGACACGAGCUAGUAUUAAGUCCCAACCACAAGGUCAUGAGUAUGAGCGCAAUGGGAGUCAGUACAACCCAUCAUCAUCACUCCCGCUCGUCGAGCGCACCAACAAACUCAGCAUCCAAGAAUUCACUUCAAAAUACAUCCCCCCAGAAUGUCUAACCUACACAAUCAAGAAUACAGAGAAAUAUUCUGAUGGAGAACAAAAAUACAACUUCUCCAUCCACUCCGCAGCCAGCAUCCCUACCACCGACCUAAAUGCAUGCUUCGAUCUCAUCGAGGAGACAUCCUCCGAGGCAUACAGGAAUUCCUCGACGGGGUGGUCUCCCAGUAAGAAGAAGAAGGAGAUGAAGCUUCCUGAUAUGAAGUAUUUGGUUGUUCGUCGGGAAGAGUUAACACCAAGUGAUGGUGAAGGGGAAGUGGUCGGAUUCAUGUCAUUUAUGAUUACGUACGAAGACGGGAAAGAGGUGGUGUAUCUCUACGAGAUCCAUUUGUCGGCUGAGGUGCAGAAGCAAGGGCUCGGGAAGCGGCUACUGCUUGUGCUGAUGGAGAUAGGGAGACGGGUUGGGGUGGAGAAGGCGAUGUUGACGGUGUUUACGUCGAAUGGCGUGGCCCAGAGGCUUUAUGAAGCUAUUGGGUUUGAGACGGAUGAGUAUAGUCCUCGGCCGAGGAGGUUGAGGAAUGGGAUGGUUAAGGAGCCGGAUUAUAGGAUUAUGUCUGUUAGGUUGGAUGGGGGGCCGUAUGUAUGA
Molecule: messenger RNA, 831 nt
Organism: Aspergillus luchuensis
Lineage: Eukaryota; Fungi; Ascomycota; Eurotiomycetes; Eurotiales; Aspergillaceae
Product: N-terminal L-serine N(alpha)-acetyltransferase NAT4
Exons: 2
Coding region: 1-831 (276 amino acids)
Cellular component (GO): nucleus
Molecular function (GO): histone H2A acetyltransferase activity; histone H4 acetyltransferase activity; protein N-terminal-serine acetyltransferase activity
Source: RefSeq, a predicted model, not a curated record